CCUCGGCCCCGGACCCCCGAGGCGCUCGGCCUUCCCAGCGGCCAGCCUCAGGCCCGCCACUAUCCCAGGAUUCCCGGCGCCCGGCUUCCUGCCCGGCUUCCCUCCCAGCGCCGGCGCCCGGGGAGCGCCAAGAUGGCGGACGGCGACGGGCCGGGUGUUGCCGCCGCGGCCGCGGCCUCUCCUCAGGCACCCGCUCCCGGCCCGAGCCCGCCGCCGGGCUGGAGGGAGCGGCUGCGGGCCGGGCUGAUGGGGACGUGGGCCUCGCUGUGGUUCGUGGUGGGGCUGGGGCUGCUUUACGCUCUGAGGGUCCCGCUGAGGCUGUGUGAGAAUGUGGCCGCGGUGACAGUAUUUUUAAAUUCACUGACGUCCAAAUUCUAUGUGGCACUUACAGGGACAUGUUCUUUGAUAUCAGGACUAAUAUUUAUAUUUGAAUGGUGGUACUUCCAUAAACAUGGUACAUCUUUUAUUGAGCAAGUGUCGGUAAACCAUUUGCGACCAUUGAUGGGAGGAACAGAAAGAAGCAUGUCAGAGCCAGCUUCUCUUUCCAACAGCAGAGAAAGUGAAAACAGCAGACAGAAUGUGUCAGAAUGCAAGGUAUGGAGAAACCCUCUAAACCUUUUCAGAGGAGCAGAAUAUAGGAGACUCACUUGGGUGACUGGUAAAGAGCCACUUACAUACUAUGACAUGAAUUUGUCAGCUCAGGACCAUCAGACCUUUUUCACCUGUGACACAGACUUUUUACGUCCUUCAGACACAGUUAUGCAGAAGGCAUGGAGGGAAAGAAAUCCUUUAUCUCGAAUUAAAGCAGCCUACCAAGCUUUAGAAUUAAACAAUGACUGUGCCUCUGCAUAUAUUCUACUGGCUGAGGAAGAAGCAACAACUAUUGUUGAUGUUGAAAAGUUAUUUAAGCAGGCACUCAAGGCAGGAGAAACGAUUUAUAGGCGGUCGCAGCAGUGUCAGCACCAAAGUCCUCAGCAUGAAGCCCAACUGAGGAGAGAUACCAAUGUACUGGCUUAUAUUAAAAGAAGAUUGGCAAUGUGUGCAAGAAAAUUAGGAAGAAUAAGAGAAGCAGUAAAAAUAAUGAGAGAUUUGAUGAAAGAAUUUCCUCCUCUUACCAUGUGGAACAUCCAUGAAAAUCUCCUAGAAUCACUUUUAGAAUUACAGGCCUAUGCAGAUGUUCAGGCAGUCCUAGCAAAAUAUGAUGAUAUAAGCCUUCCAAAGUCAGCAGCAAUCUGUUACACAGCAGCACUGUUGAAGACAAGGACUGUUUCAGAUAAAUUCUCUCCAGAAACAGCCUCCAGACGAGGUUUAAGCACAGCGGAAAUUAAUGCUGUGGAAGCAAUUCAUAGAGCUGUGGAAUUUAAUCCUCAUGUUCCAAAAUACUUACUAGAGAUGAAAAGUCUAAUUUUACCUCCAGAACACAUUCAGAAACGGGGUGAUAGUGAAGCAGUUGCCUAUGCUUUCUUUCAUCUUCAGCACUGGAAGCGAAUAGAAGGUGCUCUUAAUCUGUUACAGUGCACAUGGGAAGGCACUUUUAGAAUGAUUCCAUAUCCAUUAGAGAAAGGCCAUCUAUUUCACCCUUAUCCCAGCUGCACAGAGACGGCUGAUAAGGAGCUAUUACCUACCUUUCAUCAAGUAUCUGUUUACCCAAAGAAGGAGCUUCCUUUUUUCAUCUAUUUCACAGCAGGACUGUGUUCUUCUACAGCAAUGAUAGCUCUUCUCACACACCAGUUUCCUGAAAUCAUGGGUGUUUUUGCUAAAGCUGUGCCCUGGUGUUUACUGACAUAGAUGAAGAUGCUGUGUGUCUCUGUAGGGGACUGAACCAUUGACAGUCUAGGCACAUGCAGUCACCUCACAUUAUUUAAGUCCUGAUCUCAGCAUUCUAAUUUCUCUGUAUUCCCCAGUGUAUAUAAUAUGUACUUGCUUGAAAUUCCUUAUAUAUUGCUUGCACAUUCUUCUAAGUUUCAGCAUAAACCAGUUCCUUCUAUUUAGAAUGUGUCUCUGACUGCCCUCAACCUGUCCAUACCGUAUCUUUUAAAAAUCCAACUCAGAAGCCAUCUCUUGUAGAAAGCCUGAUUAGGAUCAUUCUCCUGAUGCCUGUAUUCUGAGACUUCUCAGUCGGUUACUUAAACUGUUUCUUUGUAAUUAUUGCUUCAAUACACUGCCGCCUGGCAGCAUGAUGAUUCUGGGACUGAUGCUCCUCCAUCCCAUUUUCGUUGUUUAUUAUACACAAGCAUUUUGAAGUCCUACUGACGACCUUUUCAGGUUCCCCUGAGCUUUAGUCCACUUUCCGUACCCUUUCCCCUUCCCUUUCCCUCAUAGCUACAUUCCUGGAGACUCAGGCUUGGCCUCCACCUCAGCAUGUGUGUGGCAGCCUGCUGGAGAGGUCCCUACAGUUGGGGAGGAUUUAACCCUUUGGUUUGACAUUCUCUGUCUUCUACUCAGACACCUUCUGGAAGCAGAUGUGAAGCCAGGAGUAGGUCUGAGGUGGGAGUGGGGAAAUUUCUACUGAAAGACAAGUUAGCUCUUUCCUUCCUUUUUACACACAACCUAUGAAGCUGCUGUCGGCAGCAGCUCACCCGACACUCUCCUGCUCUGCCUCUCUUCCAGGAGUCAGGGUUAGUUUAAGAAAAAGCCUCUUGCUAUAAGCCAUGACCUCGUACUUUUAUCCCCUCCAUCUGGUGUGUGGCCUCAUGGGGCUGUGCUGCUAUGCAGGAGGUGAGCAAUGGAAUUCUUUAGAUGAUGACUUCUGAGCCCACAUGCGGAGGCAGGGGGGGGCGGGUGGAAAGCAGGGAGAGCAGUGAGAGCCAAGAUCGAUGUACCAAAAAGUCAGGUUUGCUCUGGGAGAAAUCCUGCCUAUAGGUAGACUGUUUUCAUGCGGUCUCCCU
This is a messenger RNA of Myotis daubentonii (Daubenton's bat), 2888 nucleotides long. RefSeq names its product suppression of tumorigenicity 7 like (gene ST7L). Gene Ontology annotation, molecular function: protein binding. The record is from RefSeq and is a predicted model, not a curated record. Lineage: Eukaryota; Metazoa; Chordata; Mammalia; Chiroptera; Vespertilionidae.